Molecule: messenger RNA, 5470 nt
Organism: Saccostrea echinata
Lineage: Eukaryota; Metazoa; Mollusca; Bivalvia; Ostreida; Ostreidae
Exons: 18
Coding region: 1-3258 (1085 amino acids)
Biological process (GO): regulation of transcription by RNA polymerase II
Cellular component (GO): nucleus
Molecular function (GO): RNA polymerase II cis-regulatory region sequence-specific DNA binding; DNA-binding transcription factor activity
Source: RefSeq, a predicted model, not a curated record
AUGGAAGAUGAUCUCUCAGAGGGGAAAAUAGGAAAUUUUGAAGGAGGAACAAUUACCUUAAAUUUGGAAGAUGCCACUCAGCUGAUCCUUCAGCAGCAGGGGUUACAGGGAGGAGCCCUACCCCCAGGGACAUACCAAAUCCUGACCCAGGACGGAAUUCAGAUCUCUGACAAUUCCCUGACAAUCACAGAUGAUGGUUUGGCACAGAUACUGGGUGUUGAAAGAGCAGAAAACCUCAGUGAGCAGUCUAUGUCAAACAGUGUAGGGGAGGUAACUGGAGCUAAUGUUUUGGACACUACAUCUAGUGAUGUACAGAAUGGAUCAGGGGAGGUAACUGAGGCCCAUGGAGAGAGUGUACCUCUAGUAGAAGACUCAUCAACGGCCACAGGAGGAGAAAAUUCUCUGGAACAAAAUGAAACAGCUACUAGAGCAGAGGGACAGACUGAAAAAGAAGAAACUGAACAACAAAAGCCACUGAAUGCAAUUUCUUGGGAAACAAAAGAUUUCACAUCUCCAGAAAGCCCAGAAACAGUCCAGAAUAAAACAUCACAAAUCUUACUGGAAAAUAUUGAGAAAACAGCUUCAAGUGGAGAUAGAGACGUUUCUACUAUUCAGCCAACCACAGGACCCACCAUUCCCUCUAAUCAGCCAAUCAAAGAUCUCCAUGUUAUCAUAGAACAAGAGGCUCCGCCCACCCCUGACACACCCACUUCUGGCACAUCACUUGAUCUUUCCAAACCUAUUGAAGUGACCAAUGAAACCAUUGUUAUAAUUGAUGGAAAGAAGUGUGUCCUGUCAGCCAAUCCAGACACAGGACAACUCUGUGCCUAUCCAGUGUUACCAUCUGAAGGCAAAAGAAAGCGUGGAAGACCUCCAAAUUCCUCUCGGAAAAAUGUAGGAAUGGUUCCACCUGCAAAGAAGGCAAAGAAACGAGACCCAGUAUUAAUGGAGACUUACAUGGAACAGACGAAUGCUGCAGAGGGUCUCUUAGAACUAUCAAAUACAGGCCCAGAUGGAGUAAGAAGAAGUGGAAGAAGCAGAAAAAAAGCCAGACUUCUGGAUGAUUACGAGGUGACGGAAGUCGGCAGUGAUGAGGAAGUUUUACAUGUAAAGGAGGAGAAAGAUGAAGAUACGGAAUUCUCCCUGCCUGGAAUUAAGAAACUCAAGACAGAUUCUAAUGAGGUCAAUCCAGUCGUCCUGACAACGACCAUGACCUCUAAAAACUUCCUGUCACCUACUGGAGCAGUGAAAAGAGGAAGAGGUCGUCCCAGAAGAUACCCUCCUCCAGGCCAGUCUAAUAUUCCCACCCAAAUCCCAGCUGUGAUCAUCCCAGGGGCUAAUGGACCAACAAUAAUGAUGGCCCCAGUACAGGGAAUUUCCAAUAUGAAUGCUUUGGCAGAACAGAUAAAAAGCUUACCCACAAUUGUUACUAAAGUAGUGUCACCUGUAGCCCCUAAGCCUACCACCAGUGGUGUAGUGACAGUCCAAAUGGGGGCCAAAGGAACACAGAGUACCUCAGAAAUAGCUACAUCAUCCUCCAUCAUACAAACCUCUAUAUCAGAACAGAAACCCUCAGUGACUGUGAUGGACACCGGUCUGUCUGGAGACCCAAAUCUGACCACCAGCUCCAGUGUGGUGUUGUCCAGUAUUGUAACAUCUCAGUCCACCUCUAAUGUCGACACAUUGUCCCUCAGCCAGUCUGUGUCAGACAACAUACCAUCAGAAACACUGCCCACCAUCACCAUGGAGUCUGAUGAUCUGGACAAUAAAGAUCAGCUUUCCCUGUCUAUGUCAGUGACAGAAGAUGAAACUUUGGAUUUAGAUGAAACAGUCGAUUCCUCGGAUCAGAUAAAUGAUGAGAAGGAAGAUGACAUCAAGCAGGAUUCAGAGGAUUUGCCCAAAGCAGACAUUUUAAAGCCUGUGGAUGAUCCAGAUCAACAGACAAUUAUUCGAAUUCCAGAAAAUCUUAUCCAGAUGUUUCUACCCAAGAAGGAUCCAGUCAAACUGGGUCUAAAGUUAAAGUUCAACGAUCAAGAAUUACAGAACAUGAAGUGUCCUAAGUGUGAUUUCCAGGCCUACUACCCCCAGCAGUACCAAAGCCACAUCGCAACCCACCCAGAGGAAAUUCAGAAGUGCAAGUGUUGUAACUUUGUGUCUUUUGACCCAGAAAAUCUGCUAGCUCAUUUCAAGGAAAACCACCCAAGAUGUAUAUGCAAUGUGUGUAAUUUUAUGGCAGAGCAUGCUUACAUUAUCAAACGUCACAUGAUGAGGCACAAUAUGGAAGGUUGCACCUGUCACACAUGUGGUAAAGUUUACAAGGACCAGUACAUCCUGAAAAUGCAUGUAAAAAUGGUUCAUAUGCCAGCAGAGGUGUUGUUUGAGUGUACAGUGUGUUCGAAGAAGUUCACCCGCAAAGCUCAUUUAAAACGUCAUCUACGAAUCCAUGAGCCGGAAAAACCAUAUAAAUGUCCUCAUUGUGACUACAGAGGUUGUGAAAAAUCAGAUAUAUCAAAGCACAUCUUAAUUCAUGAAGAACCAAAGCAUGUAUGUGAUGUGUGUGGUAAAGCCUUCAGACACAUCAAAAACAAAGAACUCCACCUCAAAAGACAUAAUGGUCAGAAGGACUAUAAGUGCGGAGUCUGUGAGUUCUACGGCUAUACGUUUACAGACAUCAGGAAACAUAUAGAGAGAAAACAUUCCGAUGUCAAAUCUCAUGUCUGUGAAAAGUGUGGGUCCAUCUUCAAAACUGAUCCUCUUCUUAAGGAACACUUAAAGAAUGGGUGUGAGAUAUUUAUGAUAGAGCAGGCUUUAGCAAUAGCCACAUCAACAGGGGGGACAAGCCAAGCCACUAUUCAGAUUCCCUCCAACUCUAUGGGAGUGGACAACGAGUUCAUCUCUAAACAGGACAACUCAGGACCAGUGAACAUAACAGUAGAGCAGGUCACUCUGGGAGAAGCAAUCACUUUAUCAGAGGAGCAUCUUCAGGCAGGCCUGAGGGAUGGGUCACUCAGUAUUCCCGACACUCAGGUCAUAGAAUCAGGGUCACUAGAUGAAGGUCAGGUUGAGGUCAUCUCCCAUGGUCACAUCAUUGAGGAGGGACAGGUCAUUGAAUCAGGUGAUGGAGUGAUGUCAGAGGAGGAGGAAAAUGAUGAAGGUGUAGAGGAGGAGGAGGGAAUGAUUGCUAUGGAACACUUGUCUGGCUCUGUGGUAGAAGAAGAUCUGUCGGUAGGGGAGGGGCUUAAUAUGCAAAUGACUUGAUCAAUUGUUAGGAUGCAAGGAAAGAUUCUGUUAUGAAUUAACUGGAAGAGAUGAGAUUGUUUGACUAGUGGCUGGGUGAUCAUCAUGCUGUAGCUCUAACAAUAAACUGUUGAAGAGUUUUCAAUUGAGAAGGAGGGGCCUAAUAUGCAAAUCAGAAGUUGAGAUGAAGUUCAUGCAAGGUAGUAUGCAACAUGCCAAUAUGAUGUCAGAUUGUACAGUACUUCCUAUUAAAUAGUUUGGAAGGAACAUAUUCAGGUUUCAUUGUAUAGUUACAAAGUCUUUAACAUCAUUGAAUCUAAAAGAAUGGUAACUACUACAGAGUGUCUAACAAAAAGAGAAGGUACUGCUUUUCAGUGAUUAGAAACCAAGGGCAAGGGCAGGCAAGCAUCCCUUCAAUAAGUAUUAAUGGAAUAUGACUUCAUGUUAUUCCCUGAACACAUUGUAUCUGGGCAAAGUUUUGAGUACUUCUUUAGAUUUGUAAGAGAGAGACCUUUCAAAGCUCAAGCCAGGUAUUUCUUUUAAGAGGGAAGAUAGUUGAGGAUACUUCUUUAUAGUAACAGGGAGUAUCUUGGAAAAGCAAAACAUAGUUUUGGAAAGGUUUCGAGUACUUUUUAGAGAGGGAAGGAUGUGUUAUGGGAAGGUUUGGUAAGGGAAGUCCUGAGCUUAUGAUGUUCUUUUAGAGUUCUAAGAGUGUCAUCUGGUUACAGUUAGGGGUACUUCUUUUAAGCAGUUAGGGUGUCUCAGCAAUGCUUAAAGUAGUUCUGUAGAGUAAUAAAAAAGUGUCUUAACAUGGGUUAGAGUGAAAUAGAAGUGGCCUAUCAGAGAUUAAGAUAUGGGUAUUUUAAACUGCAUGUAUAAGUUAUUUAACAAUAUGAAAGAAAAAAACAGAAAUUUGAUGCAACAACAAUUGUCAAAAUAAAUGAAAGAGGAAGUCCUUGAUAUAUGGAAGCAAAUGUUCAGACAAUCUAGUGAUAUGAAAAGAAGACUUGGCAGUUACAGUGAUUAUUUAUGCUUAUUGUUAUAAGAAGUCUAUUAAGAUACAAAUGACAAUAAAAUACUGUCAAACAGCAUGAAAUCCAGAAAUGCUGGUAGUUCACAGUUUUUAUGCAGUGUCUUAAAAGAAUGUGUCUUAUUGUAUUUUCUCAUAAUUUCUGGUUGUGAAUGAUAUGAAUGUAUAAAAUCUAACUCAUUUCAUUUGAUAGUCAUUUUUAUGUGUGUCUGUGAUAGUCCAUUUGAAGCAGUCAUUAAUUCUAAUAAUUUAAUUUUUAGGUCACCUGAGUCACUCAGGCGACCUAUUGCUAUCUGUUUUCGUCCGUCGUCGUCAGUCGUCCGUCGGUCGUAAACUUUUGAACAUUUUCAGCUUCUUCUCUUGAACCACUGAACCAAUUUUGGCAUAUAGCAUCAAUGGGUGAAAGGGUACAAAAAUUGUGAAUUUCAUGGUCCCUGCCCCCCUGGGGCCUGAGGGGUGGGGCUAAAACCAUCAAAAUUAGUGCUAUCUUUAAAAAUCUUCUUCUUUACUCCUGGACAUCAAGCAGUCAAACUGUUGGCAUGAUUGUAAUAAGCAUUGAGCCCUCUACCAAAAUUGUGAAAUUCAUGGCCCCAGGGUCAGGGGUUCUGGUGCUAGGGUGGGGCUAGAUAGAUCAUAUAGUGAAAGUGCAUUAUUUCUUUGAAAAUCUUCUUUUCUACUCCUGGGUAUUAUUGAAACAAAUUAAAUACAUAGUUAUGAUAAGCAAGGAUGCCUCUUCCAAAAUUGUGAAAUUCAUGGCCCAGGGAUCAGGGGUUCUGGUGUUAGGGUGGGGCUAUAUAGAUCCUAUAGUGAAGGUGAAUUAUUUCUUUGAAAAUCUUCUUCUCUGCCCCUGGGUAUUAUUUAAACAAAUUAAAUACAUAGUUAUGAUAAGCAAGAGUGACUCUACCAAAAUUGUGAAAUUCAUAGCCCCAGGGUCAGGGGUUCUGGUGCUAGGGCGAAGCUAUAUAGAUCAUAUAUAAAAGUGCAUUAUUUCUUUGGAAAUAUUCUUUUCUGCUCCUGGGUAUUAUUUAAACAAAUUAAAUACAUAGUUAUGAUAAGCAAGAGUGACUCUACCAGAAUUGUGAAAUUCUUGCCCCAGGGUCAGGGGUUCUGGUGCUAGGGUGGAGCUAUAUAGAUCAUAUAGUGAAAGUGCAUUAUUUCUUUGAAAAUCUUCUUCUCUACUCCUGGGUAUUAUUUAAACAAAUU